Peromyscus leucopus (white-footed mouse) is the source of this 912-nucleotide messenger RNA. Its product is annotated as taste receptor type 2 member 13-like. Gene Ontology annotation, biological process: G protein-coupled receptor signaling pathway; detection of chemical stimulus involved in sensory perception of bitter taste; sensory perception of taste. Gene Ontology annotation, molecular function: bitter taste receptor activity; G protein-coupled receptor activity. The record is from RefSeq and is a predicted model, not a curated record. Lineage: Eukaryota; Metazoa; Chordata; Mammalia; Rodentia; Cricetidae. Gene Ontology annotation, cellular component: membrane.
AUGGAAAGUAUCCUGUACAGCAUCUUCACUACUGUCAUAGUGGCAGAGUUUGUAUUUGGAAGUUUGAGCAAUGGAUUCAUAGUGCUGACAAACUGCAUUGACUUGGUCAGGAAAAGAAUGCUUCCUUCCAUUGGUUGGAUCCUGCUUUUCUUGGCCAUUUCCAGAAUGGUUUUGAUCUGGGAAAUAUUACUAGCAUGGCUAAAAUAUCUGCAGUAUUCAUUUUCAUUUGUGGCUGGAACAGAACUAAGGGUUAUUAUUUUGACCUGGGGAGUUUCCAAUCACUUUAGUCUCUGGCUGGCCACCAUCCUCAGCGUCUUUUAUUUGCUCAAAAUAGCCAGUUUCUCCAGGCCUGUUUCUCUAAAGUGGAGAGUAAAGCAAGUGCUUCUGACAAUCCUUCUGGGAAAUGUGAUCUUCUUGCUGUUAAAUAUAAUACAAAUAAACAAACACACAGAAGAGUGGAUGUAUCAAUAUGAGAGAAACACGACCUGGAAUUCCAGAACAAUUGGUUUUAGGAGGUUUUCACAGCUAGUCUUAUUCAAGAUGAUUAUGUUCUCUUUAACCCCGUUCAUGGUGGCCCUGGUCUCCUUCAUCCUGCUUAUUGCCUCCUUGUGUAAACAUCUCCAGAAGAUGCAGCUAACUUUCAGAGGGGAACGAGACUCCAGGAAAAAAGCCCACAUGAAUGCCUUGAGAAUUAUGGUCUCCUUCCUCUAACUCUAUGCCUCUUAUUUUAUAUCAUUUUUUAUAUCAUUGUUUCCAAUGGUACAUCAAAGAGGUCUAGAUCAUAUGUUUAGCCUAACUGUUGGGUUUUUCUACCCUUCCAGCCACUCAUUUAUCUUGAUUCUGGGACAUGCUAAUUUAAGGCAGGCCUGUCUUUGGGUGCUGAGGCAGUUGAGAUGUGGGCAAACACAUUAG